Molecule: messenger RNA, 607 nt
Organism: Harmonia axyridis
Lineage: Eukaryota; Metazoa; Arthropoda; Insecta; Coleoptera; Coccinellidae
Product: 60S acidic ribosomal protein P2-like
Exons: 1
Coding region: 107-448 (113 amino acids)
Biological process (GO): cytoplasmic translational elongation
Cellular component (GO): ribosome; cytosolic large ribosomal subunit
Molecular function (GO): structural constituent of ribosome
Source: RefSeq, a predicted model, not a curated record
GAUUGUCUUUCAUAGCUUUUUCAUACCAUUUGAAUUCUUGAAAAGCUUUCGGUCUCCUUCACCUCUCGUUUUCAGUAGUGCUUGUUUCGUGUCAAACGACUUAAAAAUGCGUUACGUGGCUGCUUACCUUUUGGCCUCUUAUGGCGGAAAAUUUAAUCCAACUACUUCAGAUUUGGAAAAGAUAUUGAGCUCUGUUGGUAUUGAAUGCGACCUAGCUAAGGUCAAAAAAGUUAUUGACGAGCUAAAUGGAAAGUCCAUUGAUGAAGUUAUUGCACAAGGACAGGGUAAACUUGCUAGUGUACCUUCUGGUGGUGCUGUUGCUGCUCCCACAGCUGCCUCCGGUGGUGCUGCAGCCCCAGCUGCUGAAGAAAAGAAAGAAGAGAAAAAGAAGGAAGAACCUGCAGAAUCAGAGUCUGAUGAUGACAUGGGCUUUGGUCUCUUCGACUAAGCUUAAGAACGCUGAAUUUAGUUUAUCUUUUCAACCUGAAAUUGAGCUUUCAAUCUGAACGAUGACAUUCAAAGCAAUCAAAAAACGCAACGAAGGAAUUCGGAUAUACACUAAUAAGAGUACUGAAUUCUUAGCUCCUACUUCCUCAAAGGCGUCAAA